Molecule: messenger RNA, 7415 nt
Organism: Theobroma umbraticum
Lineage: Eukaryota; Viridiplantae; Streptophyta; Magnoliopsida; Malvales; Malvaceae
Product: putative membrane-associated kinase regulator 6
Source: RefSeq, a predicted model, not a curated record
GAUAUUUAAUAUAUUUGGCAUGACAAAGGUACAAUGGUGCAUAUGUGAACAUAUAACUUGAUGUGUUAAUUUGAUAUUUCGAUUGUAUAUUAAGGUAUAAAGAUGUCAAUUAAUAAUGGUAUAAUAGUGUAGGCAUGUGGUAUUCCUAUUAUACAUUAAGGUAUAAUGGUGCCAAUAUAUAAAUCUAACAUCUUAGUGUAUGUGACAUUCCUAUAAUACUUUAUGACAAUUGGCAUGUGGCAUUCCUACUAUAUAUUAAGGUAUAAUAGUACAAAAUAGACAUUAAAUAUAUUUGAAAUGGCAUUCCUAUUGUGUAAUAAAAGCACAAUGGUGCAUAUGUGAACACAUAGCUUGAUGUGUUAAUUUGGCAUUCCGAUUGUACAUUAAGGUACAAUGAUGUUAAUUAAUAAUGGUAUAAUAAUGUGGGCAUGUGGCAUUCUUAUUAUACAUUAAGGUAUAAUGAUGCCAAUAUAUAAAUCUAACAUCUUGGUAUAUGUGGCAUUCCUAUUAUACUCUAUGGUGUUUGGCAUGUUAACAUUUCUAUUAUACAUUAAGGUGUAAUGAUGUAAAAUAGAUAUUUAAUAUAUUUGGUAUGACAUUCCUAUUAUACAAUAAAGAUGCAAUUGUGCAUAUGUGAAUACAUAGCUUGAUGUGUUAAUUUGACAUUUCGAUUGUACAUUAAGAUACAAUGGUGUCAGUUGAGAAUAGUGUAAUGUUGUGGGUAUGUGGCAUACCUAUUAUCCAUUAAGGUAUAAUGUUGCCAAUAUGUAAAUCUAACAUCUUGGUAUAUGUGGCAUUCCUAUGUAGGGAUGAUAUUGAGUCAGGCUAUUUGUUGCUCCCUGGGAUUGUGUUAUAUUCCUUGCUAUGUGGAGGUUAUGAAUAUUAUCAGUGCGAUCGGCAAAUUUUAUGCAAGUAGGCUGUAUUUCUGGCUGAAGGUUGAUAAGGGAAUAAGUCCUGAAGUACUUUGUUCCGUCCUUGCAGAGUGUGCAAACAUGCCUUGACUUGGUGCUAAAACAGCAUGUAAAAUGGAAGCCUUGUCGAAAGGCAAUCUUUUCCCCAUAUGUUUAGAAGCAUAUUCUCGUCCAACUAGAAUUGCCCAUGGAAAGGAUGUGGGUGCUGAUGUGGAGGUAUUGAGGUUGAUGAUUUUAUUGAAAUAUCGUCAGAGCUAGUACAACCCCUUUGAGUUUUUUUUUUCAAUCAAAUAUUUGUGAUGGUGGAAGAUGGAACAAUUAGAAAGAACAGGCUUUCUUUGCUUUAGAAAAUUGCAGACCGCCCACAAGGUGUAGCACGUCUCUUAGUUUUGCCUGGAUUCUAAAUUUUGAUGGCCAAAAUACUUCCACUUUCUUUGAGUAAACAUCAGGUGGGUUAAAAUAGGGGAAAAUUUUGCGAAUUUAAUGUUUUUGAUGGUGCUUUGUUUAGAAAAAUAGGUAAAGCUUUCUGAUUUUAUGUUAUUUACAAAUCAAAUUUAAAAAAAAAAAGAAGAAAAACUACAAUGCACUUCAGUCUUCUUAUUCCUUUAAAAAGAGAAAAAGGGUUUUGCCAAGUUCAUGGCAUGGUUUUAUACUCCUCAAUUUCCCUUCCUAAUCUGCCUCUUGCUGCUGCUGCUGCUGUUGCGGCCAUGGAAUAGUUUGUCGGAUGAAUUGACCAACCUCAGGUCAGACUUCAUUUUCUGUUACAUUGCUUCUGAAUGUCAUCUUUCACCGUUUUGUUAAGUACUAGUAUUAUGUUUUUUCUUUUGUUUCCUAAACAUAUCAAUCUGAUUAAAUGAUACAAAGCCAAAAUGCAAGUGCAUAUCCAUCAUUCAGAGUUUAGAUCCAAUCUGGGCAAUUUUUUGUUUGCCAUGAUCACAGUGCAUAUUCUGUUUUUGUUUUUUUUACUUCAUUCCUCCAUAAAAGUAUCGUACAUGCUCUUUAUCAUCUAGUAACUUGGGAUUCAAGUGCAAAAUGGAGCAAAGAGUUUAAUCUUGGGAUUCAAGCUGUUGCAGCGAGUCUUGUCCCCCAAGGUAUUGAACCAACUGGUAGCCUAGCUUGAUGACCUAGUUCUGCGCAUCUUACCUGUUUAUCCCCAUUAACUAAAAUCUAAAAAUGGGGUUUUAGGUCAUUACAUUAUCAACAUUCAAGAUACCAAACGUCUCAUUAAGAUUCAGUUGGUUUUAUCUCUCAAUGAGAUAUCUUGAGAGGGGAGCAAAAAAAGAAAACCCUAAAUCCAGGAAGUUGAAAGGGCCAGAAGGAGCCCAAAUUGAGAUCAUGAAUGGGCCAAUAAUCAUCAUAAAUUGGGCUACAACCCGACGUUUGCACAACCACCAUAGGCUCAAAAGCGCAAAACAAGAGUCGCUAGCCUUGCACCCAAAGCCGAAGUUCAACAGCCUGUCCAAUUCUGGUAAUGGCUUCUGCAGUGUUCUAGAUUCUGAUACAGGGUUUUUCAGCUAUCUGCAUUUCCAUUUGUCCCUUUGUCAUUUCCCUUAAUCCCUCAAAAAAUGAGUGUAACGUAACCAAAUUAUAUCUAAUCUAUGACUGUAACGUUAGAGUAGUUUUGCACCCAGCAAAAGAAAGAAAAAAUGGAUUCCGUGAAUGAUGAUUUCGGUGAUUUAUACGGCCGACGUUGAUAUCCAAGCUAGCUCAGAUAUCGGCGCAUUGUACAUUGAACCAGAAGACAAUGACCGUAGCAUCUAUACCCAACGAUUUCGAUGAGUCAUCAUCACCUUCAGCUUCCCCAAUAUCUUCACUCUCAUCAUCUUCCCUGGAACUGGCCUGCGAACGACCAGGACCUUCUUGAAACUGUCGUGCUCGGCUUCCACAGAGCCUUCCUGUGAAGCAUGAAAGAGACAGGACUCUUUUUCCUGGAAUGAUUUUUAAUUAUAUAGCAAUGUAGACAAAUACAGAAAAGUGUUUAUGGUUCAAACUCAUGAUUUAUGUAAUCACUUAAGCUUAUUUAAGACAUUCCCUCCAAGUCCCAUACCAUAAUCAACACUAGCAUAACUCAAUGCGAGGCUUGAAUAUAAAACUUGGGUGCUAUAUUUUACAUUUUUUAUUCAUGUUUUGAUUUUAAAUGUUUUACUGUGUUAAGGGCUUUCAUUUUGUAAUUAUACAUCUUAUUAAAAUCGAGCUACUAAUAUUUGACAUCUAAAAUAACAAAGAGUAUCUUCUUAUAUAUAUAUAUAUAUAUGUAUAUAUUUUGGGGGUGUAAGUGUAAAAAACAAAAAACAAUUAAGUAGUAUUUAGUAGUCUGAAAAAUAUAUAGAAAAAUCGAACCUUAGCAAAACUAAAAAUCCAAUAAUUGGGCAAAGGCAACCUUCGCAUCCCUGAUCCAUCCUUAAUUAAUCCCCAAUCCUGAUCUCUACCAACGAUGAAGGAUGAUCCCAUUCAAAUACAACUGAAAGAAAUCCCCAGAUGGGAAAAAAAAUAAGAACAAUAUCUGGGGAGAGCUCACAGUGACCGUUGCAGUUGGCGGAAGUUGCACCUGCAACUGCAACAAGUAACUGCAACAAUGGCCACUUCCUCUGUUUCAGCGUCACAACUUCACUAUCCUGGAAAACACAGUAAGACCCAGUUUUUAUUUUUCAAGUAUAUUAUAUUUUCUCUUUUUGAAUAAUCUCAAGUGAGUACCUGUAGUUGACGAUUCCUUAGCGUCAUCAGCCUUCUGCAAGGUUAUAUAUAUUUUUUUUAUCAAUGUCAUUUUAGAUUACGUUGGCUAUGAUUAUCACAAGAUAUAACUGGAAAAACCCUGUAUUUUGAAUUCUGGGUUAAUACUAUAAUCUAUAUAUUUUAAAUAUAUUCCAACCCUCCUUAUCUUUUUGUUUGCAAUUUUAUUAGUUUUUUCUGAUCUCAAGAUCUUGUUUUACAAUGUAGUUCAACUUCAAUAACUGGAAAGUAGCUACUAGUAUAUUUCUUCUGCGAAGGAAUCUUUUUGUUUUGCAUUUGAUUUGCUUCUUUUCUAACCAAUCUAAACAUUCUUUUUCAAGUGGCAAUGACUUUUACUUAUAUUUUGUCCAUUUAUUUUUAUAUUUUGCAUCUUCAUAUUCUUUGUCUCGUUGGAAUCAUUGAAUAGUGUUAAGUAAUGCUCCCUUCUUGUUUUGUUUUUUGAUCUGUCAUGAAUAUCUUUUGUCGAGAAAAGUGUUUUUAGGCCUUCACCUUUGAGCAGGUUGGUGUUUCAAAUCAACCCAUUGCCUGCCUUCAUUUAAAAAGCCAUAUAGAAGUGGACCAGCUGAACUCUUGAGCAAGUCUUAUGGUGACUUUGCUUGUCUGAGUUUGAACAAGUAUAUCUGUCUUUCUUUAAAUAGACUACCAUUUAUUAGAAGAUGUAGAGUUCAUCAACUACACAUGAAUUUUAUUCCCAUAUUGACACAUUAAAAAGCUUGACUAAGUGUAUUAAAAAGGUUCACAUAAGCUACCAUUCACCAGAAGAUCAACCAUAAAAUGAUACUUUCAGGAGGAAUGCUUUUGUAGUCCCUCUUUCCUUUUGCCAAGUUUAGAACUGAAAACAAGAGAAGGGAAAAAAUGCAAAUAAUUGAAGCACCCUUGGUCUUUUGUAAAAUUCAUAAGAAUGUUCUCCAAUUUGUGAUAUGGUGCAUAAUUGGGAAUAUGCUUAGACAUCCAUCUGUGCAUGUUUUACUGCUUGAGCACAUCAUUUGUGCUCCAUAUGUGUUUGAAUAACAAAUCAAAUAAUCUAGACGGAGAUUCUAGGAUUUUGGACUUCUUAGCAUUACAACCUUCAUUUUACAUAAGUAGGUUCCGACCACUCGCCCUUUUUAGCUGUGGCCUAUCACUUAACAGGGUUUGGAAUUUGUUGGCUUAAAAUUGUACAUACAUUCACAUGUGGAAUGCAUCUGGAAAGUUGGUUCAGUUUUGAGAGGAAAUGAGGGGACCAUUGACUUUUGUGUUAGUUACAUUUUGAUUAUUCAACUUACGUCUCGGAUAACGUUUUAGCAUCCAUUUCUAGUCCGAACAGUUAGAAGGCCCCUGUCCAAUAGUUCUCUUUCCUCCUUUUAAAAUAUUUGAUUUUUUAACAUUCCAGGUUACAUCAAGCAUUAGGGCUACGGUAGGGUUUUGGUAGAGAUGCUUCAGUAGGCUCCCUCUUGUACCCCCCAAAAAAUUUUGGUGCUUUAGAUUUUAUAGUAGGAUAUUGGUUAAAAAAAGUAAUACAUACCUCCCUCAAACAUACUGUUUAACAUUUAUAUGACCGUAUUUUGGAAGGCAUUUAUUUUUUCUUUUUCUUGUAAUUAUACUGAGAUCUUUUUUGUGUCUUUUUUUUUUAGGUUUCUGAAAAUCCUACCUUUCGCUACUCAUAAGCAUUGCAAUCUGGUCUAUUAAUGAAUGCAUUUUCUAUUCCUGUUUUUUAUCUGAAAACUAGUUCCUCAUUUUCUCAUUUAAGAUAUCAUGCAUGUUUACAAGCACACAUACUUUGGCAUUAGAAUCCUGGCACAACCUUGCUUGGUCUGCCAACGGUGUUAGCUAUUUGUUGAUCAAAAUUGUAUGUCUAGAAGUGUCUUUGUUUUUCUUGUUUGUUUCAUGGGCUCCAUUUCUUUCAGACAGGACAUGAUUGUACAGCGAAAAUAUCAACCAUCAGUAUUAAAACAUAUUAAGUAAUGGUUUUAUGCCGUCUGUGGCUGACUUUAUUCCACCAUUAGCUGUAUAGCUAUGUUCAAGAAAUUCUUGUUAAAUUGGCUUUUUUGAUAUACUAUCUAAACAGUAUAUUGAAAUUUGUCAACAAUAUCUUGAAUGUAGUUUUAAAGAGUGUAUCCAAAUUCGUUAUAUAUUCAUACAUAUGGUAAUAUGAAAUUUAAAAGACCAUCAUAAAAUUUGAGGAUCUUUUGUGACACCAUUUAAAAGUUGGGAUUUUGUCAUCAUAGGCAUGGUACUCAUCAGUUGCUUGUUCUUUCCAUUUCAUGUUCUAAAAGUUACUUAAAAUAAGAACGGUGACCAGACACAUUGAGCUGCAAUAGGCAACUGGUAUUUUCUUCUUUCAGUCUUUUUAUUGUGAAUUUGCAAGGAAUCUCUUUGCCAUCUCUGUUUGAUAUUGAAUUUUCAAUGUGUUAGAGAAACAAAAAUUGCUAAUUUUAUCUCCCUAGCAAAAAAAUGAAAGCAAUGGAAGCAAUUCCUGACAGGUUUUCCUGACUGUUGGCAAUCAAACAGAUCAUUUUGUGAUGACAGAUAGGCUAUAUAAGAAAACGAAGUUAAACAUAAAACCUACUGUCUCUCCGGUUCCCAGAUUAUCUUGGCCCAUUGGUCUCCUGCUUGUUUUUGACAGAAUAGACAAUGAAUGCCCUUGUGGUCACCAGGGUCUUGUGGUCACUGUACACUACCAAUUAUGUCAUUUUGCCCCUGUAAGAGUAUAUAAGUUUUUAAUCCUUCAUUAUUCACUCACGUUAUUAGUUGCUAAUGGAAACCUUACAACCUCUAGCCAUUGAGAGUUUUUCCUAUGGUUGGUUAUCUGACCAUAAACCCUCCUUAGAUGGCCUCAGUGAGUCCCCUGGAGUAUAUUAUGGAGGUACUCCAGAAGAAUUGGAUGAUGAGAUGGUAGAGUCAAAUAGAUUUCUGACAGACCAGAACUUCAACUUUGAUGCUAUUGCUCAAAGUCCUGCAGCUUUUGUUCAUGCUGAUGAGAUUUUCACCAACGGCUACAUCAGACCCAUUUAUAUUGAUCCUUCAAAGAGAGAGUCCUGCAAUACCUUGGAUUCCAUCCAAACAGUGCCCAGUUCAUCGUUUUCUUCAAGAACUGAAAUUCCAACAGUGAGGAUUAAUUGCAGGUUCCUUAGAAGGUGGAGAAAAUCAACAUGGCAAAUCUUGAGAAAUCUUUUUGGACAUCUCAGACCUUCCUACCAUGAGGGAGGGUGCUUGAGAACAAGUACCAGGGUUGAUGAUAUUGACAGGAGAACAUGGAAAGUUAAGAGCUGGAACAGUUCACCACAAGCAUCUCCACAACAGAGUACAGCUUGUUCAAUGGGUGAUUCAUGUCAUCUUGAGAACUCAAUUUAUGAGGCUGUUCUCCACUGCAAAAGAUCGAUAGAAAAAUGAUACGUGCUCAGAUGAGGAAACAAUAACAGUUGAAGAAAGAAGAGUACUUCUAGAAAUACAUGGCGGCUGAUCAAGCUUCAACUUGUUAUUUGUCUCAUUUAUCUGUCUCCCUUCCUGUUAGAUGUUUAUACAUAUCUAUCUUUUAAACAAGAGAGAAGUUUUUAAACUAAUAGACACAGUAUGUCUCCUCAUAUUGUAAGGAUUAAACUAAAUAUCAGAAAGUUUUUGUCUUUGUCAAUCUUGCAAGGACAUGGAUUUCCCAUUCUGAGCUCUUUUCCUUGCCCUCUUCCUAGCUUCUCAGCCCGAAUGUAAAUGAAAACUUUAAGCCAGAGCUUUUAUAAUAUAAUAGACUAUUGUUACAAGGUUUCAUCCGCAGAAUCACUGACUUACAGGAGUCAAUGU